UAUCUCUCUGGAGAUCUCUGCCUACCUGAGGCUUUCCAAAGAGAGAUGCCAAGGGGCAGUACCUGUUCGACCUCCUGUGCCACCACCUGAACCUGCUGGAGAAGGACUACUUUGGCAUCCGCUUUGUGGACCCCGACAAGCAGAGGCAUUGGCUGGAGUUCACGAAGUCGGUCGUGAAGCAGAUGAGGGCCCAGCCACCCUUCACCAUGUGCUUCCGUGUCAAGUUCUACCCCACGGACCCUGCGGCGCUGAAGGAGGAGAUCACCAGGUACUUAGUCUUCCUGCAGAUCAAAAGAGACCUCUACCACGGCCGCCUCCUUUGCAAGACCUCGGACGCCGCGCUGCUGGCCGCCUAUAUCCUUCAAGCUGAGAUUGGUGACUACGACCCCGGGAAGCACCCGGAGGGCUACAGCUCCAAGUUCCAGUUCUUCCCCAAGCACUCGGAGAAGCUGGAGAGGAAGAUUGCGGAGAUCCACAAAUCAGAGCUGAGCGGGCAGACGCCGGCCACUUCUGAGCUGAACUUCCUAAGGAAGGCGCAGACCCUGGAGACCUACGGCGUGGACCCCCACCCCUGCAAGGACGUGUCGGGCAAUGCAGCGUUCCUGGCCUUCACCCCCUUUGGGUUCGUCGUCCUGCAGGGGAACAAGAGAGUGCACUUCAUCAAGUGGAAUGAGGUGACCAAAAUGAAGUUCGAGGGGAAGACGUUCUACCUGUAUGUGAGUCAGAAGGAGGAAAAGAAAAUUGUCCUCACCUACUUCGCCCCAACGCCGGAAGCCUGCAAGCACCUCUGGAAGUGUGGCAUAGAGAACCAGGCCUUCUACAAGUUGGAGAAGUCGAGCCAGGUCCGGACAGUGUCCAGCAGCAACCUGUUCUUCAAGGGGAGCCGUUUCCGAUACAGCGGCCGCGUUGCAAAAGAGGUGAUGGAAUCCAGUGCCAAGAUCAAGCGGGAGCCGCCGGAGAUCCACCGGGCCGGGCUGGUGCCAAGCAGGAGCUGCCCCUCCAUCACCCACGGCCCCCGGCUGAGCAGCGUGCCGCGCACCCGCAGGAGGGCUGUGCACAUCUCCAUCAUGGAAGGCCUGGAGUCGCUCCGUGACAGCGCCCACUCCACGCCGGUGCGCUCCGCAUCCCACGGCGAUGCCUUCGUGCCCCACGGCCGCGGCGGCCGCACCGAGAGCAGCGAACGCGUGGCCAUCAUCGCCGACGAGAGCUACAGCCCUGCCGACAGCGUGCUGCCCACGCCGGUGGCCGAGCACAGCCUGGAGCUGCUGCUGCUGUCCCGGCAGCUGAACGGAGCCCCGUGCAGCAUCGAGGAGGAGAAGGAGUCGGAGGCCGGCACCCCCGGCACGGAGCCCGAGGAGCCGCGUGAGCUGCGCGCGUUGUGCCAGGGUGCCAGCAGCGGGCCGCGGGCGGAACAGGUGAAUAAGUUUGUUUUAAGUGUCCUCCGUUUGCUCCUCGUGACAGUGGGACUCCUCUUUGUCUUGCUCCUCCUCCUCAUCGUCCUUACCGAGUCCGACCUUGACACUGCCUUUUUCCGCGAUAUCCGCCAGACCCCCGAGUUCGAGCAGUUCCAUUACCAAUACUUUUGUCCCCUCAGGCGAUGGUUUGCCUGCAAGCUCCGCGCCGUGGUGGCUCUGCUCACUGACACCUGAGGCCCCGCGGCCCCAGCUCCGUUCGUUCCGCAGGAGAAGAGCGGAAGCGCUGCAGGGGUCCCCGUCCCUGCGGGGUGCGGUGGGAGAACCGAAUAAAGAGAGGAAUUUAUUUUGCUAUUAACGCUCAUCCUUGCGCCAGCAUCCUCCCGGGGGCUGCAGUGCACAGGAUGGUCCCCGUGUCACCGUGCCGCAGGACCCCCCGUGCCGCCCCUUGGGGACCCCGGCAGCGCCACGGCCCCGCGCUCAGCUCCUUUUGUACAAAAGAAGACUGUUUCGAGGUCUAUUUUAACAACGAGAAGCUAUUUUGUUAUUGAUCCCGAGUCUUUUUUUUACUUUCCGCCCGGAGCGAAGGCGGUGCGGAGGGGCUCCACGGGGCGGCGGAUGCUUUGCAACCCAUCUGCCACGCUCCUGGUUUGGGAUACGGAGAGGAGCAGUAAUUUUAAGACUUUCCCGAAGACAAAAGGACAGCGCGGGGGGAGAAGAGGUAACGCUGGAAAGCCACCGGACAGCCAUCGCUCUCCAUCCGUCCUUAAGCAAAAACGCGCCGAUAGCUCAUGGCACGCGUGGAGCCGGGCAGCGGGGACAGCCCUUCCCCAGGAGCAAUAAUGCCGGGCCGGGCGUGCUGGGGCUGCCGCUGGACACGGGGCGAGCGGCCGAGCAGCUCUACUUCAUCUCAGGGAGAGAUCUCACAGCGCUGGGGCCAUCGCUGCCGUGCUCAGCAGAGCCGCGGCGGGCACAGGGCACGGCCAUGCGGUGCCACGACAGCUAUGCAGUGCCGCACUGCGGCCACGUGGUGACACACGGCUGCCAUGCGGUGACCCACGUGCUGACCCAGACGGUGCCACACGGCUGCCACACGCGGUGCCACACAGCAGGACGGCCGCGCUGUGCCACCACGUGGCCGCUGUCCCCAUCCGGCCGCCGCAGCCACGCUGUCCCCAUGCCCCGUUUAUGCAACGUAGCCGAGUUCACUCGUAGUGUAGUGUUCCUACCUCAGCCCGUAGUCAGUGUGUCUAUGCAGUGCGUGGUAGCCCCUGCCCGGUGCCCGCAGCACCGCCGACCUCGGCCUCCUCCAUCCGCUUCCUUUAGGACAGCGAUGCCAUCAGCCCCAUGGAACCCCGCCGUCCUCACCCGGCAUUUUACCACCAAACCCACAGGAAAUGGGUGAUGUCCAUGCUAUGUUUUCCCUCGUCCGGUGUCCCAGCACCUGUUAGUUUUACGUCUUUAUAUUCGGGUGUUGUUUCCAUAGGUUCUCAUAUCGAACAAAACGGAGUCGUAGCGUACUGCAUCUUUGCGCAGUAGACGGUGAAAUACCUGGAAAUGUGAAUUUCUUAGUUUUCAUAAGAAAAACCUAGGAAUUAACCUUUCAUGUGCCAAAUACUGUAAGCUACAUUUUCCUUCAAAAUGUACCUUUUUCUACAUAUUCGAUAUCUUAGUGAGCAUAAAAUCAUUGGUGCCAUGAGAAGUAUUUUUAAAUUGAAAUAAAUAUUUAAAUAUCAUGGGGAAAAACAAAAACAAAA
Molecule: messenger RNA, 3169 nt
Organism: Meleagris gallopavo (turkey)
Lineage: Eukaryota; Metazoa; Chordata; Aves; Galliformes; Phasianidae
Gene: FRMD5
Product: FERM domain containing 5
Biological process (GO): actomyosin structure organization
Cellular component (GO): cytoskeleton
Molecular function (GO): cytoskeletal protein binding
Source: RefSeq, a predicted model, not a curated record